Molecule: messenger RNA, 483 nt
Organism: Notothenia coriiceps (black rockcod)
Lineage: Eukaryota; Metazoa; Chordata; Actinopteri; Perciformes; Nototheniidae
Product: protein SZT2-like
Exons: 3
Coding region: 148-483 (111 amino acids)
Cellular component (GO): peroxisome
Source: RefSeq, a predicted model, not a curated record
UUGAUCACGGCUGGUCUCUGGAUCAGACAUUUCUCAGGUUUUUCAUAUUUCUGCAGGUGUUUCACAGAGGUCAAAGAGGUCAGUGCUGAGGAGUUGGAGAAGAAGGAAGGAGAGCAGGAGCAGCCGGAGUACCUACACCUGCAUCAUAUGGUGGUCAGGAGGAUCGGGGAAAUCUGCAGAAUAGUCAAUCAGCGCAUGCUGCUGCAGGACCUUCACGACAGCCAUGUGUGUAACUCUCUGCUGGUGGCUGAGAGUGAGGAGGACAUCUGGAAGAACGAGUCUCUGUUCAGGCAGAGGCUUAACAACUCUGAUGAUUACAACACAGAGGAGAGCUACCAGGCCAGAGACUACCUGGCAGCCACCAUGCAGUUCAUCCCGGGACAUUUUGCCUGUGACGUGGUGUGGAGCACCGUCAUCCAAAUCCACCCACGCCUCAAGAUUGGACCCAACAUGGGGGUGUCCAGGGGUGAGUGGCACAUAUGA